Molecule: messenger RNA, 2201 nt
Organism: Lampris incognitus (smalleye Pacific opah)
Lineage: Eukaryota; Metazoa; Chordata; Actinopteri; Lampriformes; Lampridae
Gene: tnfsf10l
Product: TNF superfamily member 10, like
Exons: 7
Coding region: 1-810 (269 amino acids)
Biological process (GO): immune response
Cellular component (GO): membrane
Molecular function (GO): tumor necrosis factor receptor binding
Source: RefSeq, a predicted model, not a curated record
AUGUCCUCUUCUGAGCAGCCUCAGCUGCGACAGUCUGUAAUUCCCAAACUCCUAGUUUUCGGGGGCAUCCAGUUCGCUCCUCUCAGUACAAGAGAUGGGAGCUUGCUGGAUGCUGGAGAGCUGCGCCCCAACAGCAUUUAUCUGAAUGCUGCUGAUCUAAACACCCCCAACCACUGGGUGGCAGCAGAGAGCGAGUGGCUCACGGUGACAGAGAACAUCAUCUCCAAGCAGACAUUCAUAGAGGCGAGAACCAUGCCUCACAGUAUGAAUGCUUCGGGGUCAAAGUUCAUGACCUCAGGGACCCAAAGGCCAUCAGCCCACUUGACCCUCCGAGACACCAGCGCUCAAGGGUUUCCUCAGUACCCCAUCCCCUCACCAGGUCUCCACCAAUCCUGUCGCCACGUGGUUCGCACGUGGGCUAAUCAGAGCUUUGGAGCUCACCUGCACAACAUGACCUUGUCCAAUGGGAAACUGCGAGUGCCUCAGGAUGGGCGGUACUAUCUGUACUCACAGGUGUAUUUCCGUUACCCAUCUCCUGCAACCAGUGACGGAGACCAACGCAGUGUCAGCCACCAGCUGGUCCAGUGUGUCUACAAGAAAACCUCCUAUCCAAGCCCCAUACAGCUCCUGAAGGGCGUGGGCACCAAGUGCUGGGCUCCAGAUGCCGAGUAUGCCCUGCACUCGGUCUACCAGGGGGGGCUCUUCGAGCUGAGGGCUGGUGACGAGCUCUUUGUGUCCGUCUCCUCUCCCACCAUGGUCAAUGCCGAUGACUCUUCAAGUUACUUUGGUGCUUUCCGCCUGGACCUAUAAGAUGAAGGGAUGGAUGGAUGGAUGCAUGGAUGAAUGAAUGCGUGGAUGGAUGGAUGAAACAGUCCGGACAAAAUGAGGAAAGGGUGAGAGGAUCCAUUGAAAGGAGCGAGGAGAUGUUGGCCUGGAUCUCGGAUGUCUGAUGUUGGCUUGGGUGGAUGGAUGGAUGAAGGAGUAGAGGGUAUAGAUAUACUGCUCAAAUGAGAGGACAUGAUGGGAGCAGGAGGAAGCAGAGAAGGGGAAGUAUCUUUGCUUCUUCUCUCCCUUAACUAAGUCCACACUAUGAGAGCAAUAUGUGCAGAGAUACAUGUACAACCACACAGAAACAAAAGCAUGUGUAGCCGUCUUUCAGAAUCCUGGCAAAACCUGACUCUUCGGCGGCAGGAGUGCGGUCAUGAGGGAGCAUUCACCGCAACACCUUGUGGUUGAAGGCAAACCACAUUCUCCCAUCUCACCGUCAGACCUGUAUGGCCUGCACACAUAUAUCUGUUUAUCUAACAUGUGAACGGUAACACCUGAUAUGUGGGUAUUGCGGAAAGCAGGCGGACCCUAGCAGCUGGAUUCCAGACAGAGGAAUGUAAAAAAAAAAAGAAGAAGAAAAAAGAGACAAAAGAAAGAAACUGAUGCCUUUACAUUGAAGAUGUUAAGAGAGGGCAGUGGAAUGGUAGCAAAAGAAGCCUAAAUGAUAAAACCAAAGCAAAAAACAACAAAAAAAAAAAAAAAGUGGAAUAUGCCUUUUUCUAAUGUGCCAUGAGAAUUCUGUGCAAAUGGACAGCGAGAUUUAUAUGGGGGAAUGAAAUUCUGACAGUGAACUGUGGUGAUCAAACUAAGUGAUUAUCUUGUACAUUAUCUUGACUGGACUACGUGCCACUCGGAGGAUAUCGAUGAAGACUACGUACAUAAAAUAACUAUGUGGAUUUGAUGCAAAAAAAAAAAACCUUUUGUAAAGCACGGAUUACCUUUCUAGACUGGAUACCGCAACUGGACUUUGGCAAUAAACAGAAAGGAGGAAAAAAAGGACAUACAUCAUGGACAAAGUGGCAAAUGGAGGAAGAGGAAAAAGAGAAGGGGAGGAAGAGUAAAUGUAAGAUGAAAAUGAGCAGAGGGAGAUAAAAGAGAGAGAGACUCGAGAGGUAUGCUGCCUCACUGGUCUCUUGAGUUGGUCGCUCUCUCUCUCUAUCUCCCUCGCUCAGUCUUUCCCUUUCUGUAAGGAAUUUUAUCUGUUUGUCUUGUCUCUCGUGUCUGACCUGUGAAACUGCAUUCUAUUUUCUUUCUGCUCAAACAGUCUACAGGAAAUUAGCUGACGUGGAAUACACACACACACACAACAUACACUCACACAUAACAUAUACACACACACACACACAACAUACACACUCAUACACAUAACACAC